AUGGAUUCCUCGGAAGAGGAGGUGGAUACUGGACCUUCUAUAGACUCACAGUUCAUGGACGAACGGAUAGCGGCCCGUCGCAUUCGGAUAGCCAAAAGGGCAGAGACCGCCAGAAGGGCCCUGAUGGGAGAAGAUCCUAAUGAAGUCAAGGUCAUCAAAGAGGAAAUUAGCAAAAGCCAGAAGCAGAUUGAAGACAGCAGAUUUCGGCUGACUAAGCUUCGGAGAGAUGGAAUGGAAUUUGUAUCAAAUAUACAGGUGGCAGGUGAUGCCAGAGAAACUGCCAGACGUACUCUUGAAGAUGAUGCCAAGCGUCUGCGAAAAGAAAAACUAGAGAACGAGGCCAAGUCUGCAUCAGAGAGAUUUGAGGAGAUCUCCAAAAAAUGGGAUACAGCACUGUUGAAGGAGGUUCCCCAUGCCUUGCACGAGGCUUUGCUUCAACAGAAAAGGUCAUGUGAUGCCAUGAAUGAUGAUAAGAAUAAAAUCAUCAUGGAGUUCCAGCAGGAUCUGAAGUCUAAAGAUGAUCUUUAUGUCAAGGAUCUGAAAAAGAUGGCAGAGGAUGUGGAUCUAAUGACAGAAAGAAUGACAGAGCAGAUUGAAAGUUUACAAAAAGCACAGAAAGAGGAACUAGAACAGAUAGAGAGAGCAUUUGUGAUGGAGCGGAAUGAGCUACAAGAGCAAGAAAAGAAGAAAUGGGAGGAGAAGAUGAAACUUAGGAGGGAUAAAGAGGAAGAGUAUCUCAUCCAGCGACAGAAGAGAGUAGAGGAGUAUGCAGCUCAGUUGCAACACAUGAGGGUUCAAGAUGCUGAAGAAUACAACCAGGUCAAGGUCAGACUGGAAACAGAUGUUCAGAUCCUGGAGCAGCAGCUGCAACAGAUGAAGGCAACAUUCCAGCUGAACCAGGAGAAGCUGGAGUACAACUUCCAGGUGUUGAAGAAACGCGACGAGGAGAACACCAUUACUAAGGCACUGCAGAAGAGGAAGAUCACAAGACUACAAGAUGUACUCAAUGCCUUAAAAGAGAAGCUCACCAAACAAGAGAAAACAUUUAAGGCUGAGAAUGUUCAACUGAGUGAAGAUUACAGGAGAAUCACAGAACAGUUUCAUGAUCUGCAGAGAAAGUCCAAACAUUUUAUAGCGACUGAUGCGAAGAAGUUUCACGACAUCUGGUGCAUGAACGAGGAAGAAUGUAAGAACCUUCUCUCAGAGGUCCUGGACGCCGACAAGGCUAUCCAUGAGCAACAGCUGGGACUACCAUGGGAGCCACCAGAUGUGUCAUUCAUGGACAAUGUUGGACCCAUCGCCAACUCAGCCAAAGGCAAGACUCUCUCGGCCACCAAGGUCCUCCAUGAUGUCAUGUCUGAGGAGCUGAACGAAGAAGGAGAGAUGGCUGCAAUCUACAACAAGAUAUCGCCACACUCCAUCAAACGUGUCCUGGAGCUGCUGUGUGACGAGGCGGGGUUCCUGGUGGAGCAGAAGCUGACCAAACUACUUUUGCCGUUGGAGAAAGAUGAGCAGUCCCUCAUGAAACUGGACAAUAUUUUUGCUGCUCUAGGCCUGGAAACAGAAGAUGACAUCCACAAGAUGAGCAUGUACUUUAUGAACAUCAGAGAAAAGAAAGAGGAGGAGACAUUAGAAACAGAAGAGGAAGACAUCCCAGAUGAAGGCACAGACGAGGAGCUAGAGAAGAUUGUCCAGGACAAACAAUCCAUACAGAAUGAAGCCGUGGAGCUGAUCCACCCAAACCAGGUCCUCAAGGCACUCAAGGCUUUUGUCGAGGACAGUAGGUGUGUGUGUGUUCGGGAUGCAGGAGAGCAGACGGCAUUCCACAUAAGUGGUCUGGAGGAACGAGACAACUUCCUGGACCAGGCUUACUGGCAGAAAUACACCACUGUCCUUGACCCCAGGAAGCAGAUGCUGUGGGACUCACUCCUUCAGGCACUGGAUAAAUAUCACAAUGUCCUCCACAGCCGAGCUACUUUGCUACCAGAGGUUGAAGGACUCAAACUGCAGAAUACAGAACUCAGGCUCCUACUGCACCAAUAUGUCAACUCCAAGGUCAACAAUGAGCUGGAGGUUCCCCCAACUAGGGUUCUACAGCUGGAGCUAAACCAGCCGUGA
Candidula unifasciata is the source of this 2118-nucleotide messenger RNA. The record is from the annotation of a GenBank genome assembly. NCBI's taxonomy places the organism in Eukaryota, Metazoa, Mollusca, Gastropoda, Stylommatophora, Geomitridae.